Molecule: messenger RNA, 915 nt
Organism: Jaculus jaculus (lesser Egyptian jerboa)
Lineage: Eukaryota; Metazoa; Chordata; Mammalia; Rodentia; Dipodidae
Gene: Rnf148
Product: ring finger protein 148
Exons: 1
Coding region: 4-915 (303 amino acids)
Source: RefSeq, a predicted model, not a curated record
GGAAUGAGCCCAGCUAGACUUAAUCCUUCAACUCCCAGGUCUGUUUCAUCUCGGCUCCUGAGACUGAGUAUAUUUUUACUACUUAGCCUUCCUGACUCUAAAGGAAAAGCAAUAUGGACAGCUCAUCUGAAUAUAACCUUCCAGGUGGGAAACCGGAUUAUAUCAGAAUUGGGAGAGAGUGGAUUGUUUGGGAAUCAUUCUCCUCUGGAAAGGGUAUCUGGUGCAGUUGUUCUUCCAGAAGGAUGGAAUCAGAAUGCUUGUAACCCACUUACCAACUUCAGCAGGCCUGAUCAGGCAGACUCUUGGCUAGCCCUCAUUGAACGUGGAGGCUGUACUUUUACUCAUAAAAUCAAUGUGGCCGCAGAGAAAGGAGCAAAUGGAGUGAUCAUCUAUAACUAUCCAGGUACGGGCAACAAGGUAUUUCCAAUGUCUCACCAGGGAACAGAGAAUAUAGUUGCAGUGAUGAUAGGCAAUCUCAAAGGCAUGGAACUUUUACAGUUGAUACAGAAAGGUGUCUAUGUGACAGUUAUCAUUGAAGUUGGGAGAAUGCACAUGCCAUGGCUGAGUCACUAUGUCAUGUCUCUGUUUACUUUGCUGGCAGCUACAAUUGCCUAUCUUUUCUUGUAUUGUGCCUGGAGACCCCAAGUGCCCAAUUCUUCCACCAGAAGGCAAAGACAAACAAAGGCUGAUGUGAAGAAAGCUAUUGGUCAGCUUCAACUUAGAGUGCUCAAGGAAGGGGAUAAGGAGCUACACCCAAACGAGGAUAAUUGUGUUGUUUGCCUUGAUACAUACAGACCUCAUGAUGUCAUACGAAUUUUGUCAUGCAAACAUUUUUUCCAUAAGACCUGUAUUGACCCCUGGCUUUUAGCCCAUCGGACAUGCCCCAUGUGCAAGUGUGAUGUUCUGAAGCCUUAA